This is a messenger RNA of Dibothriocephalus latus, 894 nucleotides long. NCBI's taxonomy places the organism in Eukaryota, Metazoa, Platyhelminthes, Cestoda, Diphyllobothriidea, Diphyllobothriidae. The record is from the annotation of a GenBank genome assembly.
AUGAAUAGUCUCCUCCUCGGCGCAUCCCCAAACAGCCAGGGCAGUACCAAUUCACGGCAGCAGUUAAUCCAACAGGCCAUUCAGUACAACCUAUUGUUACAACAGCAGCAGCAACAAGCCGCCGCUGCUCAGCAAGCCCAACAAGCUGCCGCUGCAGCCGCUCAACAGGCCCAACAGAACGCUCUAUUGCAGCUGGUGAAUGCCCUUCAAAGUAAUCCCGCUGCCUACUUGACCCUUCUCCAGAACAUCUGGUUAAUGGGGGCUGCCACCAACCCGGCCGGUGGCUUGGGCUCGGCCAAUAAAAAUGCUUCUGUCGAUCCGCCAAUGGGUGUCACAGGUAUACUUUGGAAGGAGUCGCAACCGUGCGAUGGGCUGCCGUAUACAAAGCGUAAAAUGCUAGUGGGCAAAACUGUUGAGUUAGAUUGUCUUCGUCUCAUAAUUUCAAGAGUGGAAGGUCGUGACUUCUUCGAUCGUGUACGUUUUUUCACCGGCCUGGAAGACUUCCUAUGACAGCGUUGCAAGACUGGAAAGGUGGUCGUUUGGCGAGAAAUCAAGGCGAUAAGUAAAACAAGGAAAGUUCUCCAAGCCAAGCACCUCGGUUGGAACAUCAAACUCCUUCAGGUUGGGUGUCCCCUGGUAAAGUCGGCAAUCUGGGCACUGCGACCACCAGCCGCCUGUCUCCGUCGUUUGCGUCCUACGGCAAUGACUGAGCGGCCACCUGAAUUGCAGCUUCUCCCAGACUCCUCAUCCCCGUUACUCGUUAGGAAGAGUGAACACGUUUGGUUAUCGAUUUCGGCGAAAACUGACGGAUUACUGGUUUGUCUCCUCGUCCGCUCAUCGCGUGCUGGAAGGGGUGGGGAACUGGAUAGUGGUGCGGCUGAGGACCUUCAUUGA